Molecule: messenger RNA, 1374 nt
Organism: Aedes aegypti (yellow fever mosquito)
Lineage: Eukaryota; Metazoa; Arthropoda; Insecta; Diptera; Culicidae
Product: zinc carboxypeptidase
Exons: 3
Coding region: 53-1306 (417 amino acids)
Biological process (GO): proteolysis
Molecular function (GO): zinc ion binding; metallocarboxypeptidase activity
Source: RefSeq, a predicted model, not a curated record
AAUCUGUGAAUGACUCUUAGUCUUAGACGACUGUGAUCAAAUUACCACAACGAUGGGCUUCAAAUCCAUACUCUGGGCGGCGACCUUGGUCGCUACCUUGGCAGUUGCACUAUCUGAGCGAGCUCGUUUCGACAACUACCGUCUCUACCGAAUUCAGGUCGAAACUAUUCAGCAGCUAGAAGUUCUACAGGCAGUCGAGCAGCUGGGUGAUGGCUACAGUUUUUGGAGUGAACCAGUGAAUGUGGAUAGCCAUGUGGAGUUGGUUGUCCCACCACACAAGUUUGGUGAAUUCGGAGAGCUGGUUGAACGGUAUGAACUACAGGUAGAACUAAGUGUGUCCAACUUGGAGCAGCUGUUUGAACAUGAACGCAAGAGGACCACGAAGGAGGCUUUCGGUUGGAACGCGUACUAUACCUUGGAGGAAAUCUAUGCCUGGAUGGACGAAUUGGUGGCCCGGUAUCCGUCUGUACUGACUGCUGUCGUGGGAGGGAAAUCCUACGAGGGUCGCGAUAUUCGAGGCGUCAAAGUGUCCUACAAGGAAGGUAAUCCGGGAGUGUUCAUGGAGGGCACGAUUCAUGCCCGUGAAUGGAUCAGCGGAGCAACCUUGACCUGGAUCUUGAAUGAGUUGCUCAGCUCGAAUGACCAGAAGGUGCGUAACAUUGCGGAGAACUACGAUUGGUACUUCUUCCCGAUUACCAACCCGGAUGGCUAUGUGUACACGCACACGACCAACCGACAGUGGAGAAAGACCCGUACACCGCAUAGCAUUCUGUGUGUGGGAGCCGAUGCCAACAGGAACUGGGCAUAUAACUUCAUGCAGGGUGGUGCUUCGAACGUACCUUGUUCGGAUACCUACGCUGGUCCAUCCGCAUUCUCUGAAGAAGAGACUCGUACGUUGUCAGAGUACUUCACGUCGGUUCAGCCCAAGAUUAGCACGUAUCUGUCCUUCCACGCCUAUUCGCAGCUGAUGCUUCUGCCUUAUGGACACACUACGGAGCCGCUAGAUAAUUAUGACGAAAUUAUGGACAUCGGAAGGCUGGCUAUUGCAAAGUUGAGCGAACGACACGGAACGCAGUAUAAAAUCGGAAACAUUGCUGAAGCUAUCUACAUUGCAUCUGGCGGCAGUAUUGAUUGGAUCAAAGGUGUCUACAAGACUCCGAUUGUGCUUUGCUACGAACUGCGAGACACUGGACGAUACGGUUUCGUACUCCCUCCGGAUCAGAUCAUCCCCAACUCGGAGGAAACAUUGGACUCUAUAAUCGUAAUUCUAGAAGAAGGAGAAAAACGAGGAUUACAUGUGUUGUAAUCUACGAGUGCUUGAAGAUCUGUAUUUGUGUAUACAAUGCUUGUCAAAUAUAAUUUUAUAGUAUUGUA